Messenger RNA from Trichobilharzia szidati, 1830 nucleotides. Lineage: Eukaryota; Metazoa; Platyhelminthes; Trematoda; Strigeidida; Schistosomatidae. The record is from the annotation of a GenBank genome assembly.
UUUAGUUACACAUUUUACUAGUAACUACCACCCUUUUGAUUUAGUUUGUGUCCUCUCAAAUGGCGAAACCGCUUGUUAACUGGGGAGAAGUGAAGAAGCAUCAGUCAUUAAAAGAUCGCUGGAUUGUCAUUGACAACAAAGUUUAUGACGUCACAAACUGGCAGAAUAGACACCCAGGAGGAAGAAAAUUGCUUGGACACUAUGCUGGUCAAGACGCUACUGAUGCAUUUAUUGCCUUUCACAAAAACCGUGAAUAUGCCGAGAAAUUUUUGCAUGCUUACCACAUAGCUGACUUGGACCUCCAGUGUUCGGAAGAUAGAGAUAUUAAUUUAAGACGGAAAGAGUAUUUUGAAGACUUGGAAAAUGUUCGAAAUAUUUUGAGGGAACAGGGUUUAUUCGAAAGCAGCAAACUGUUUUUCGGUGCAAUGAUGCUUCAAGUAUUUCUUUUGGAGUUGCUAGCCUAUCUUAAUUUGAUAUAUUUUGGAAAUAGUUGGUCAUGUAUAAUAAUAUCAAUUUUGCUUUACGCAAUAUCUCAGACUCAAGCAGCUUGGCUUCAGCAUGAUUUGGGACAUUUAUCUGUAUUUAAAAGUGUUAAAACAAAUCAUAUUUUCCAUGAAAUUAUACUUGGUUUCACUAAAGGAGCUUCUUGUCACUGGUGGAAUCAUAUGCAUUCUCAGCAUCAUGCAAAACCGAAUGUGAUCGAUAAGGAUCCAGAUACACGACUAGAACCAGUAUUUGUAGUAGGUGAAAAUCUUCCGAGGAGAGCAGCUAGUUCUGAAAGUAAAUGGUCAUGGCAUUUCCCUUACGAAUACCAGCAUAAAUACUUUUUCUUGAUUGGUCCGCCGCUAUUGUUCCCUGUUUAUUUCCAAAUCAUGUCUUUCCGACAUAUGUGGAUUCAUAAAAGAGUAGAAGACUUUAUUUACGUUAUGGGUUUCUACGCAAAGCUUCUGUUUCUUUACCACUCAAUAUUUGGAUUCUGGGGUAGUUUGGCGUAUUUCUUUGUGAUAAGACUAAUUGAGAGUCAUUGGUUCACCUGGGUUAGUCAAUCAAACCAUUUAUCAAUGCCAGUAGAUUAUGAUCGAGCUGAACCAUGGUUUCGUUUACAACUCAAUGGAACAUGUAAUGUAGAAAAUUCAAUGUUUAACGAUUGGUUUACAGGACAUUUAAACUUUCAAAUAGAACAUCAUCUAUUUCCAACUAUGCCAAGACAUAAUUAUUACAAAGUAAGACCAUAUGUAAAAGCCUUAUGUGAAAAAUACAAUCUUCCAUAUCGUGUUAAACCGAUUGGAAUAGCCUUUAUGGAUGUUUUCAGAACUUUGAAGAAAAGUGCAGAUUUAUGGAGACAAGUUAGUCUUGAAAAAGAAAAGUGUUCUAAAAAGUUGUUAGCUGAAUAAAUGAAUGUUGUCCCUGUGGUAUGAUAAGUAUUGUUUCCACUCAGAUUGUGAAUAAACAAUUUUUAAAUCUGACUUUGUGUCUUGAAUACUAUUCACGAUCAUCGCACAGUUUAAUGCAUGUGAGUAGACAACGAGUUGGUUCUCUUUUAAAACUGACAUUUGCUUAUUUUAGUAAUAACUGACUACACAUAAUUAUUUUAAUGAUCUGAUGUAUCCUUAUUUACUCAUGGGUUGACUGUUUAAUCUUAUUAAUGUACUCAUUCACUACUUAAUACUGAAAACUAACUAAAUCAAUGCGGCAUAAAUUUAACCUCUGAUUUCACUCAUCUUUAUUUUCAUUAUGUAUUUUCGUAAACGUGAAAAAAAUUUAAUAUUUUGUCUACUUUCUUGCUAAUCUACUUAUUUCUAAGAAGUAAAUGCAUGAGUUUCACGUGUG